AUUUCUACACAGUCUGUUGCGCAUGUGUGGAAUAUGCAAAACGGUAACAGACACUCUUCUGUUAUUUUUCAUCUUCUGAUAGCCUAGGGUUAUUUCGCGCAAAAACGGCUAACAUUUCUGAUUAGGAUACUAUUCUAAGAUCGUAUUAAGCACCCAGAUUUGUUGUAAUCAUGGCUUUCCCUCGGCUUUUAAGACAACUUCCUAUGAUCCUCGUUCAGUCGUCGUCAACAAUUCUCCCAAAAAAGUUUAGUGUCUCUACUGCUGCAGCUGCAAUUCAGAAAAUGACAAGAGUGCGUGUGGUGGACAACAGCUCUUUGGGAAAUACGCCGUAUCACCGCCCACCAAGAGUGAUCCAUGUCUACACUAAGAACGGCGUCGGGAAAGUGGGGGACAGAGUGCUGCUGGCCAUCAAAGGGCAGAAGAAGAAAGCGCUCAUCGUUGGACACAAAAUGCCUGGAGCGCGCAUGACUCCACGCUUUGAUUCAAACAAUGUUGUUCUAAUUGAGGACAAUGACAACCCUACUGGGACAAGGAUUAAGGUUCCUAUACCAUCAAGUCUGCGUCAAAUGGACGGAGAUUUCUCUAAAGUUCUGGCAAUUGCAAGCACAUUUGUCUGAUUUCAUCAGGUUGAAAAUAUGAACAUUUAAGCUUUUGAGCUUUUUUUUACAAAAUGGAAAAGAUCAAUCUGCAGUUGUCUGUAUGGUACAUUUUUUGGCCACCUAUCAAGUAUUAAAGUAUUUUACAUGUCUGA
Messenger RNA from Girardinichthys multiradiatus, 751 nucleotides. It is a transcript of the gene mrpl14, whose product is annotated as mitochondrial ribosomal protein L14. Gene Ontology annotation, cellular component: ribosome; mitochondrion. The transcript is spliced from 3 exons. Bases 171 to 617 code for a protein of 148 amino acids. Lineage: Eukaryota; Metazoa; Chordata; Actinopteri; Cyprinodontiformes; Goodeidae. The record is from RefSeq and is a predicted model, not a curated record. Gene Ontology annotation, biological process: translation. Gene Ontology annotation, molecular function: structural constituent of ribosome.